ACCCAUCCACACAACCUUUUCUAAAGCUCAGCAACAGAACAUAAACUACAUAAGCUUUUGGUUUCGGUUUCAUCAAAGGCGAAGGUGCACUAGAAAUGGAGUUGGAUCUUGAUCUCUCUCUUUCACCUCAUACUAAUUCUUCAAAUCUCGGGUUUGGAUUUGACCUCAACAAGCAUUGCGCGAUUGAGAGUGUUGCGUCUUGUUUGGAUAUCGAAAAACUGCAUGUUGGGACGAUGUUUGGGUUCGAGGACAUCGAAGAAGAUAGUUACGUGCCAAAAUCGCGUUUGUUUUCUUUGAAUGGCCAGCCAAACGAGGAAGAAGAAGAUCCUUUGGAAUCCGACUCUUCUAUUGUUUACGAUGAGGAGGAAAAUAGCGAAGUCGUGGGAUGGCCACCAAUAAAGUCAUGUAGAACAAAGUUUCAUAAUUAUCGUCAUCACAGUCGUAUUCACCCAUAUCACCAUCAUGGUAGGAGAAUCAACAUAUAUAAUCCAACGGCUACUAUUGAAAGAGGAAGACCAUCAUCGCCAUCAUCAUCAUCUUCAACAUCAUCGAGAUCAUCAAUGUAUGUUAAGGUGAAGAUGGAUGGUGUGGCAAUAUCAAGGAAGGUGGAUAUCAAGCUUUUCAAUUCUUAUGAGUCCCUCACUAACUCCUUGAUCACCAUGUUUAGUCAAUUCGAAGGUUGUGAUAGGGAAGACACAAACUACAAAUUCACCUUCCAAGGAAAAGAUGGUGACUGGCUAUUACCAGGGGAUGUUCCAUGGAAGAUCUUUGCUGAAUCUGUUCAUCGAAUAUCAAUCAUUAAAGACCGUCCGUGUGCCUAUACAAGACUUUUGUUUUGAAAUAUCAAAGACUAUUAAUUUGUAAUUAAAAUGUCUAUCAGAUAAAUAUUCUACUC
Eutrema salsugineum is the source of this 895-nucleotide messenger RNA. RefSeq names its product auxin-responsive protein IAA29. The record is from RefSeq and is a predicted model, not a curated record. Gene Ontology annotation, biological process: regulation of DNA-templated transcription. Gene Ontology annotation, molecular function: protein binding. Gene Ontology annotation, cellular component: nucleus. The coding region runs from base 96 to 839 and encodes 247 amino acids. The transcript is spliced from 4 exons. Lineage: Eukaryota; Viridiplantae; Streptophyta; Magnoliopsida; Brassicales; Brassicaceae.